AUGUCCCAAACGCUACCCCCAGUCGCCCUCCCGGGCACUCUUCUCGGCUCCACAACAAAAUAUCUUCCUGGACCAGGCACUCACAUCUACGAAUCGUACAUCUACUCGUCGAUAGCUGGGGCUGUCAGUUCGACCGCAACGCGUGCCCCGUCUGCAACCAAGCCUACCACCACAAGCACACCCACAGCUUCAACGGCUACAACGGCUACCAAAUCAAAACCGCUCCCGCUUCUCUCUGUAUCACGAGACAAUGGGGCUGGGCAAGAUACAAUGGGCAUCUUGGGCGUUGGUAGCGGCGGUGGCGAUACGAUAUUACCAGAAGUCGAAAGCAUAGUGCUCGCGCGUGUGACACGGCUCGGUCAACGCUUUGCAUCCGUUGAGAUUCUAGUCGUGUCAGGCUCGGUUUGUCGUGAGCCUUUCCAAGGCAUGAUUCGCCGCGAGGAUGUGCGCGCGACGGAGAAGGACAAGGUCAAGAUUGAGGAGAGCUUUCGGGUUGGCGAUUUGGUCAGAGGCACCGUAAUAAGUUUGGGCGACCAGAGCAAUUAUUACUUGAGCACUGCGCAGAACGAACUAGGUGUUGUCAUGGCUAAAAGCGAGGCUGGGAAUACUAUGUAUCCUGUGAGCUGGAAAGAGUUUGUAGAUGCGAAGACGGGCACGAGGGAAAAGCGGAAGGUGGCUAAACCAUUCUGA
This is a messenger RNA of Periconia digitata, 690 nucleotides long. NCBI's taxonomy places the organism in Eukaryota, Fungi, Ascomycota, Dothideomycetes, Pleosporales, Periconiaceae. The record is from the annotation of a GenBank genome assembly.